Apodemus sylvaticus (European woodmouse) is the source of this 1032-nucleotide messenger RNA. It is a transcript of the gene Gnrhr, whose product is annotated as gonadotropin releasing hormone receptor. Lineage: Eukaryota; Metazoa; Chordata; Mammalia; Rodentia; Muridae. The transcript has 3 exons. Gene Ontology annotation, cellular component: membrane. Gene Ontology annotation, biological process: G protein-coupled receptor signaling pathway. Bases 46 to 1032 code for a protein of 328 amino acids. Gene Ontology annotation, molecular function: gonadotropin-releasing hormone receptor activity; peptide binding. The record is from RefSeq and is a predicted model, not a curated record.
AGAAGUAACAGAGACUCAACUCUUGAAGCCUGUCCUUGGAGAAAUAUGGCUAACAACGCAUCUCUUGAGCAGGACCAAAAUCCUCACUGCUCGGCUGUCAACAGCAGCAUCCCGCUGACCCAGGGCAAGCUCCCUACUCUAACCGUAUCUGGGAAGAUCCGAGUGACAGUGACUUUCUUCCUUUUCCUGCUCUCUACGGCCUUCAAUGCUUCUUUCCUGUUGAGGUUGCAGAAGUGGGCUCAGAAGAAGAAGAAAGGGAAAAAGCUCUCAAGGAUGAAGGUGCUUCUAAAGCAUCUGACCUUAGCCAACCUGCUGGAGACACUGAUUGUCAUGCCGCUGGACGGGAUGUGGAAUAUCACUGUCCAGUGGUACGCUGGGGAGUUCCUUUGCAAAGUUCUUAGCUUUCUGAAGCUCUUUUCUAUGUAUGCCCCGGCCUUCAUGAUGGUGGUGAUCAGCCUGGACCGCUCCCUGGCCAUCACUCAGCCCCUUGCUGUACAAAGCAACAGCAAGCUUGAGCAGUCUAUGAUCAGCCUAGCAUGGAUUCUCAGCAUUGUCUUCGCGGGACCACAGUUAUAUAUCUUCAGGAUGAUCUACCUAGCAGACAGCUCUGGGCCCGCAGUUUUCUCGCAAUGCGUGACCCACUGCAGCUUUCCGCAGUGGUGGCAUCAAGCCUUCUACAACUUUUUCACCUUCGGCUGCCUCUUCAUCAUCCCCCUCCUCAUCAUGCUAAUCUGCAAUGCCAAAAUCAUCUUCGCCCUCACUCGAGUCCUUCAUCAAGACCCACGCAAGCUACAGCUGAAUCAAUCCAAGAAUAAUAUCCCGAGAGCUCGGCUGAGAACUCUAAGGAUGACAGUUGCAUUUGCCACCUCCUUUGUUGUCUGCUGGACUCCCUACUAUGUCCUAGGAAUUUGGUACUGGUUUGAUCCGGAAAUGUUAAACAGGGUGUCAGAACCAGUGAAUCACUUCUUCUUUCUCUUUGCUUUUCUAAACCCGUGCUUCGACCCACUUAUAUAUGGGUAUUUCUCUUUGUAA